AUGGAAACACCCACCCUCCUCCUCCUCACCACCCUCACCAUCCUCCUCCUCCCCCUCCUCUUCUCCCCCAAAGCCACCCAGAUCCUCAAACACAACCUCAACCUCCUCCGCCACCACCACCCCAAACCCACCACCAUCCACUCCCUCUACAUCUACCCCAUUAAAUCAUGCCGAGGGAUCCGUCUCCCCCAGACAACCCUACACAAGCACGGCCUCUCCCUCGACCGCCGCUGGAUGUUCAUCGACGCAAAAACCAACCAAUUCCUUACCAUCCGACAAGACUCGCGCAUGACACUCAUCACAACAGCCCUUUCCGCGGACUCCUCCCACCUGCUCAUCUCCAUCCCUUCCUUCUCCAAGGACAAGGAAAUCUCCCUCCCGACAAACCCUACUCCCGAUUGGCUCGCGCAACAUACUACCCUCGAACACGUCACGAUCUGGGACACAGUAACGGAUGCGUAUGCGUACGGACCUGACGUCAACGCCCUAUUCUGUGAAUUUCUCGGCCGAGAGGUGAAGCUAGUAUAUAAGGGCCCUGAGCGCCGCAUUCUGCGCGGGAACGGCGCCCCCGAGAUUCUGGGUAGAGAGCAGGAUACGUAUUUCCCGGAUGUGCAUCCGGUGUUGAUUGCUUCGGCGGCGUCGAUUGAGGAGUUGAAUGCGAGGUUGGUGAAGGAUGGGAAUGAGGCGAUUACGAUUGAGAGGUUUAGGCCGAAUAUAGUGGUUACGGGGGAUGUGCCGUGGGAGGAGGAUUCGUGGAAGGUUGUCAGGAUUGUAGGGAAUGGUAAGGAUGGGAAGGAGGGAAAUGGGGCAGUGGAGUUAGAUGUCGUGGCUAGGUGCGCGAGAUGUCAGGUUCCGAAUGUUGAUCCUGAUACGGCGGAGAAGCAUCGUCGGCAGCCGUGGGAUACGCUUAUGAAGUAUCGCCGUGUGGAUGAGGGGAUUAAGUUCAAGCCUUGUUUUGGGAUGUUGAGUGCCCCGAGGCAGGAGGGGAGGGUCGAGGUGGGUAUGGGGUUUGAGGUUGUGGAGGUUACGGAUGGACAUCGGUAUAUUAAGGGUUUUUGA
Molecule: messenger RNA, 1059 nt
Organism: Aspergillus tubingensis
Lineage: Eukaryota; Fungi; Ascomycota; Eurotiomycetes; Eurotiales; Aspergillaceae
Product: MOSC domain-containing protein
Exons: 1
Coding region: 1-1059 (352 amino acids)
Molecular function (GO): pyridoxal phosphate binding; molybdenum ion binding; catalytic activity
Source: RefSeq, a predicted model, not a curated record